AUGACCAGGAUUGCGGACGACGUCUGUCCACUGAAGGUCGUCCUUAGUUGGCAAAAAGCGAAUUGUGGUCAUGCAUUGAUUCUGCAGGAGAACGACACAGGAGACAUAUUGUGGGAUGCAUUCGAAGUGCCCGAAUUGGACAAUUUCCUUCGCAUUCUUCGAAUGGAGGAACAGCAAUAUCAAUGGCAAAUUCGACAGCGUUAUUAUCAAUACAGCAUCUUUCAAGUCUGUGAAAUUGACGUCGCCUUUCACAUGAAACCUGUGCUGGUGCCACGGUGCCACGGAUUUCCGUCACUAAGGGAUCCUAGAUGGUAUCAUAUAGAUCUCGAGCUACGUAGAAGAGGCUAUAGUAACUGGGAGUAUGUUGACGAACCGCCGACAGAAUUAGCUCCACCAGUGCCGACUGGAGAGAAGAAUGAGUAUGGAACCGGCGGUAGCAUGGUCGUCAGCGACGUCUUCAACACAAUCGGACAGGAACAGCUAUCACCUGAAGAGUUAUACAACUCGGUAGAUGGUGAUAUCAAUGACCCCACUUAUGUGAAUCUAAACUUUCUUAAAUCACAACAUAUGCAGCAGUCAACGAUGUUAUGA
Messenger RNA from Angiostrongylus costaricensis, 591 nucleotides. NCBI's taxonomy places the organism in Eukaryota, Metazoa, Nematoda, Chromadorea, Rhabditida, Metastrongylidae. The record is from the annotation of a GenBank genome assembly.